Dama dama (fallow deer) is the source of this 1059-nucleotide messenger RNA. Its product is annotated as trophoblast Kunitz domain protein 1-like. NCBI's taxonomy places the organism in Eukaryota, Metazoa, Chordata, Mammalia, Artiodactyla, Cervidae. The record is from RefSeq and is a predicted model, not a curated record. Gene Ontology annotation, molecular function: serine-type endopeptidase inhibitor activity.
AUGAGCGGGCUCUGCCUCUCUGCAACCUUUCUUUUCCUCCUGGUUAUCCUGGUGGGCAGCACCCUGGUGUAUACACACCAUACCCAGGAUCAAGGUGUGGAGACAAGCCAUCAACUGGGACCUGAGAAGCGUUCAGUAAUGGAUGUGGUUAAAAAUAUCAUUGACAGUGUUAUUACAGUUACUAAGAUUGUCAGAAAGGAAUCCAGUAUAACACAAGGAUUGGCUGAAACCAUACAUAAAGACCUGAAAGGUCAGGUGGUGAUUUCCAGAGCACAACUCGAUAACCAUACAGUAGAGGAAUUCCCAAUGCUCAUUUCUCAAUACUCAACACUCAAUGAGGACAAUAAAGGUGUGGAGACGAGCCAAAGAAAGGGACUUGAGAAGCGUUCAGUAAUAGAUGUGGUUACAAGUAUCAUCGAUGGUGUGGCUACAGGUACCAAGAUUGUCCAAAAGGGAGCCAGUAUAUUAACAGGAUUGGCUGAAAUAAUCAACAAAGCAAUUAAACGUCAGGUGAUGAUUUCCAGAAUACAAUUUGAUAACCAUACACUAGAGGAAUUGCCAACACUCAACAUUGAAUACUCAGCACUCAGUGAGGAAAAUAAAGGUGUGGAGACGAGCCAUAGAAGGAAACUUGAGAAGCGUUCAGUAAUAGAUGUGGUUACAAGUAUCAUCGAUGGUGUGUCUACAGGUACCAAGAUUGUCAAAAAGGGAGCCAGUAUACUCACAGAAUUGGCUGAAAUAAUCAAUAAAGCAAUUAAAGGUCAGGUGAUGAUUUCUGGAAUACAAUUCGAUAACCAUACACCAGAAGAAUACCAAACACUCAAGAUUGAAUACUCAACACUCAAUGAGGAGAAUAAAGCAGCUUCUAAGCCUGCCUUCUGCCUGGAACCUAAAGUAACAGGUGGCUGCAAUGCCUUGAUGACCAGGUACUUCUACAAUGCCCAGACCGGCCUCUGUGAGCAGUUUGUGUACGGUGGCUGUGAAGGAAAUGCAAACAACUUCAAGAAGUUAGAGGACUGCAUGAAGACCUGCUCUCAAGAGGCAGGGUCCCUGUGGUAA